AUGAGGUCGCAGAGAAAAGAUGUGAAAAGGCUGGACAGAGACCCGGGGGAGAGGCUGUCAGGCGCGGGCGGCUGCCGCCUCCGCGACUCGCGAGCGCCGGUGGACGAGGACGGCGGCCGCCUCCCCAGCCCGCACGCGUGGAAGACCGACGGCCGGCACGGUCUGCGCGGCCACCAGUUCAGGGAAAGAGUUAGCGAGGACCAGGAGUUGGGCCGCUGCGACGGCGGGGAGCGGCACCGCGAAGAGCGCCGUCCCCGGCUUCCCGCGGGCAGGAUAAACGACGACGUGGGCUUCUCGUGCCGGGACUCGUGGAGAGUCGGCGAAGACCUCGGCCCCCACCGCCAUGUCUCUCGGGAGCGGGUCCUGGGCGACGACGGCUACCGGCCCAGCGGCUCCUGGGCGAGAGUGAGGGGGGACCGAGGCUUCCCCCGGAGCUGCGGGGCGAGGGCUGGCGCCGAAGCGGGGCCGUGGCCCAGCGACGCCGGGGAGGCCGUCCGGGAGGGCCGCGGCGGCGGCGGCGGCGGCCUGGGCCUCGGCCUGGGCCUCAGGGGCUCCUGGGACGGCGUCGGGGAAGGCCCGGGCAACCGGGGCCGCGACCAGCGCGGCCGCCCCUCGAACGGCUCCUGGGAGGGGGGCAGCGCGGACGGCAGCAGCCACGGCCUCAGUAGCUCCUGGGACGGCGUGAGCGACGACCGCGGAUACGUGGCCAGCGACUCCUCGGCGGGGAGCUUGGGCGCAGACGCCAGGCGCCGCUGCCUGAGCGGCUUCUGGGAGAGAGAAAGCGAAGACGACGCCUGGGAGAGAAGCGGGAGGGAGGACGGGCCGGCCCGCGCUGACGACGACGGCGACGACGGCGGCGACGACGACGACGACGACGGCGACAGCCGCAGCCGAAGCAGUGGUUCAUGGGUGAGGGCCAGUGAAGACCGCCGCAGCAGCCGGGGCCUGGACUCAACGCCUCCCCAGAGCCCCAGGCCGAGGGCACGCGCCAUGCCAGGGGUGGACAAUUCGGGGGGCUCCUCCACUUCGGCUGGAGAGACUCCGAACGCGUAUUCCAAGAAGAAAGUGCAUUUUGGUAGCAUUCAUGAUGCAGUACGGGCUGGAGAUGUAAAGCAGCUUUCAGAAAUUGUAGAACAUGGAACCAACAUUAAUGAAGCUGAUCUUCUUCAUAAAUUUACCCCUUUACAGUGGGCGGCACAUUCUGGAAGUUUGGAGUGUCUUCAUUGGCUGCUCUGGCAUGGAGCUGAUGUCACACAAAGUACUGCGAGAGGUUGGACAGCAGCUCACAUAGCUGCAAUCAGGGGUCAGGAUGCUUGUAUGCAGGCUCUUAUCAUCAAUGGAGCAAAUCUGGCAGCUCGAGAUGAUCGUGGGUGCACUCCUGUGCACCUUGCUGCAACCCAUGGACAUUCCUUCACUUUGCAAAUAAUGCUCCGAAGUGGAGUGGAUCCCAGUGUGACUGACAAGCGAGACUGGAGACCUGUACACUAUGCAGCCUUUCACGGUCGGCUUGGCUGUUUGCAACUUCUUGUCAAGUGGGGAUGUGGCAUAGAAGAGGUAGACUGCAAUGGGAACCUCCCGGUUCACCUAACAGCCAUGGAAGGCCACCUUCACUGUUUUAAAUUCCUAGUCAGUAGAAUGAGCAGUGAGAAACAAGCUUUAAAAGCCUUCAAUGAUAAUGGAGAAAAUGUAUUGGACCUGGCCCAGAGAUUCUUUAAACAGAACAUUGUACAGUUUAUCCAGGGGACUGAGAAUGAAGGAAAUAAUGCAGAAGAUCAGGAAAGUUUAGCAUUUCCAGGUCAUGUGGCUGCCUUUAAGGGUGAUUUAGCAAUGCUGAAGAAAUUACUAGAAGAUGGAGUGAUCAAUUUUAAUGAGCGUGAUGAUAAUGGAUCAACUCCAAUGCAUAAAGCUGCUGGACAGGGCCACAUAGAGUGUUUGCAGUGGCUAAUUAAAAUGGGAGCAGACAGUAAUAUUACUAACAAAGCAGGAGAGAGACCCAGUGAUGUGGCCAAGAGAUUUGCUCAUUUGGCAGCAGUGAAGCUAUUAGAGGGAUUACAGAAAUAUGACAUCAAUGAUCUGAAUGAAAUUGAUGACAAUGAUAUGAAAUUUUUUAUAAGGCAUGGUGUUGAGGGAAGCACUGAUGCCAAGGAUGACUUAAGUCUGAGUGAAUCUGAAAAAACAGAUGCCAGAAUGAGAGCUUAUAAGAAAAUCGUAGAGUUGAGACACCUCCUGGAAAUUGCUGAGAGCAACUAUAGACAUUUGGGUGGAAUAACAGAAGAGGAUCUCAAGCAGAAGAAAGAACAGCUUGAGUCUGAAAAGACUAUCAAAGAGCUGCAGGGGCAGCUGGAGUAUGAACGACUCCGCAGAGAAAAGUUAGAAUGUCAACUGGAUGAAUAUCGAGCAGAGGUGGAUCAACUCAAGGAAAACCUGGAGAAAACUCAGGUCCCCAGCUUCGUGCCUGUGGAAGAAGAGUCCUGUGAGUCCAGCAAAGAGAAGAGGCGAGUGAAAAAGAAAUUGUCUUCUGGGGGAGUGUUUGUGAGACGGUACUAAUCAGUGAAGUAAUUUUAAAUAAACUUUCUUGAUUUUUCUUUCA
Molecule: messenger RNA, 2590 nt
Organism: Dipodomys spectabilis (banner-tailed kangaroo rat)
Lineage: Eukaryota; Metazoa; Chordata; Mammalia; Rodentia; Heteromyidae
Gene: Ankrd42
Product: ankyrin repeat domain 42
Exons: 13
Coding region: 1-2547 (848 amino acids)
Molecular function (GO): protein binding
Source: RefSeq, a predicted model, not a curated record